CAUAAUAAAGUACUACUCCAUGUAUGCGCAUUGGUCACACCAUGUCCGGUCAGUCCGGCGACCACCGGCGACAUGGAGGCCGACGAGUCAGGGGCGAGUCGUUACCGAGUUCUGGUGGAUCGGUUUCAGAGUCUGGAAGUGAGUCACGCGAGACUCAAAGAGCAGUUCGAUUUGCUAGUGGAAGAACAGAGCAAGACGAGAAUGAACGAAGUUGGGUCGUCAGAUUCCGACGAUUUGACGUCAUAUCCCGGCUGGGGUUGUGUCACCGGAGUGUUCUCGACGCGGAAUCUGUACCGGAACGUGUUGGAGUACAUGGGCCAUGCUGUUUACGUGAGCAGAGCUCUAUCUGGAGAGAUCAUUUACUGGAAUCGUUCUGCUGAAAAACUCUAUGGAUAUAAGGAUUAUGAGAUACUUGGUCAAAGAGUUGUAGAUCUGCUUAUUGAUGAAGAACAUUGUGUGCGCGCAAAUAAAAUAAUGGAGAAGUUGAGCUAUGGUCAAUCAUGGUCAGGUCAGUUUCCUUUUAAGAAGAGGUGCGGUGAGAUAUUUAUGGCGAUAGUGACAAAAAGCUCAUUAUAUGAGGAUGGUCAGCUUGUUGGUAUUAUCACUGUUUCAAGUGAUGCAGCCAUUUUUAAUAGUAUAAACUCAGAAAACCUGAGAACAUAUCAAGACUGUUCCAAUGGCCAACAAAAAGCACGGGGACUAAACUUGAAAAAGUUUCAGUGGCACCCACAGCCACAGAUCACAUCUUCUCUAUCCAAUCUGGCCUUAAAGGUUCUACCACGGAAACAAGGGGAUGAUACAGACAGCGGAUGCACAAAUUCCAAGGACAGAGAGGAUACUCUAGCAGAGGCAGAAGAUGUAAAAUUAGAGAGGCCGCCUAAAGUUCCGGAAACAAAGCCUGGUUUCAGUUCACGCAUCAGGAAGAGCACAACCGAUGAGGAUAACCCUCAAAAGGACAAGUCUACCUUCAAAUUUGUUCAACCUUCUAAAAUUGCAGCGAAGGUGAUGUCAAAGUUGCAAAUAGGGGGAACUGGAAACCAUUACAAAGAACAGGAUGAAAGCGUUCAACAUUGCGAUUUGACUGAUACUGCAGUGAGAAAUGAAGUGAAUGUUGAGGGAAAUUAUCCUAGAGGUUUAAAGGCAACAACUUCAUACUGGUGCACUACUGUUGAUGCUGAGUAUGAGGGGGUGAACCCCCACAAAAGAAAUUCCCAGUCUCCAUUUGCCGCUAAAAGAGUGUGUACAAAUGUAAAUGGGCACAAAAUUCCUGAAGGUUUCAAAGAGAGUUCUUCUAUUGAAACCUUUUCGAGAGAGUGCAAGGAGUGUUCUGAGGAGUUCAAAGUGGGAGAUGAGUUGCCAAGAUUAGGCUUCCAACUGGAUGCAAAUGAGUUGGAGCCAGAUUUACAUAAUCCAAAAGUUCUGGAGAUAGGAGAUGCAGUGCAACAACAGCCAGAUGGUCAAACCAUUCCAAGCUCAGGGGAGAGCAUUGGUAGCAGCCAUGGAAGUCCAUCAAGGAAAGGUGAUAAUGGGUCAAGCACAGUGGUAGAUUGUGAAAUUCGCUGGGAAGACAUACAUUUUCGGGAGGAGGUCGGGCAAGGUUCAUAUGGUGUUGUAUAUCAUGGAAUUUGGAACGGAUCGGAUGUUGCCGUUAAGGUUUAUUUUGGAAACGAGUACACUGAGUGGACUUCACUUGACUACAAAAAAGAGAUAGAUAUAAUGCGAAGACUGAGACAUCCAAAUGUAUUGCUGUUCAUGGGGGCAGUAUACUCACAGGAAAAACUUGCCAUUGUUACAGAGUUCUUACCGAGGGGAAGCCUCUUGAAAACACUUCAUAAGAAUAACCAGUCACUGGACCUCCGAAGACGUCUAAGGAUGGCUCUUGACGUUGCAAGAGGAAUGAAUUAUUUGCACCACAGAAACCCACCAAUAGUACAUAGGGACUUGAAAUCUUCAAAUCUGCUUGUGGAUAGAAACUGGACAGUCAAGGUUGGAGAUUUUGGUCUGUCCAAGUUGAAGGAUGCAACUUUCUUAACAGCGAAAUCCGGAAGAGGAACCCCUCAGUGGAUGGCUCCUGAAGUCCUUAGAAAUGAACCUUCAAAUGAAAAGUCCGAUGUCUUUAGUUUUGGCGUCAUUCUAUGGGAGCUAAUGACUGAAUCUAUUCCUUGGGUCAACCUGAAUUGCUUGCAGGUUGUUGGAGUUGUGGGAUUCAUGGACCGCAGGUUAGACAUACCGGAAGGCCUUGAUCCCCGAACAUCAUCCAUCAUCCGCGACUGCUGGCAGAGCAACUCGGAACAACGUCCAUCAUUUGAAGACAUAAUCCAGAGAAUGACAGACUUAAUUCGCACUACUCCAGCAGCAUCAAUUGGGAGGAGGUCAUAGCAGCCAUAAACAUGCAGUGUGCAUUUUCACUUUUAAUCCAUCAAAAUGGUCGGUGAAUGGAGGAGCCGAGCAAGUGGAAUAACAAAGUAAUUAAUCCAUUCAAACGUUAAAAUUUUGAUCUCUAUUUUCCUUUAAUUUGUUACUCUGUCUUUUUUCAGUAAAUUAAAAAAA
Cornus florida is the source of this 2550-nucleotide messenger RNA. RefSeq lists its product as uncharacterized. The record is from RefSeq and is a predicted model, not a curated record. Gene Ontology annotation, molecular function: protein kinase activity; ATP binding. The transcript has 15 exons. Gene Ontology annotation, biological process: protein phosphorylation; regulation of DNA-templated transcription. The coding region runs from base 73 to 2379 and encodes 768 amino acids. NCBI's taxonomy places the organism in Eukaryota, Viridiplantae, Streptophyta, Magnoliopsida, Cornales, Cornaceae.